AUGUCAAUGCCCAGAGCAGCACUCUCCUCGGGCUUUGGCAUGCUGUUUGGCGUUGUGGGCCUGGGCGCAGCAGCCAUAGCAUUCCUCGGCAACAGGAUCCUGCCUGCAUCGGUCAUGUCCAGCAUCCGAGGGGCGCUGCAGUCGUUGAUGAGGGGUGCGCAUGACGUGGAGCCACAGGCAGCUGCUGAGACCUUCCAGCGCAGCUUCACAGCACAGUACGGCGAGCUGCAGCCGCAGUGGCGGGACUGCGGCUGGCAGGCAGCCACAGCACAGGCGCACUCGCAGUUCAAAUUCCUCUUUGACACGGAAAAGUUCUGCCGCGAGACUCUGUGCAAUCCGGAGCUGGUGGAGUAUGUGAACAGCACAUUUGUGUGCUGGGGUGGGGACAUCAGCUACCCAGAUGCAUACCGGCUGAGCAACAGCCUGCGGGUGACGGGGUACCCGUACUGCGCGCUGCUGGCGUUUUCGGGGACGCGAACGCAGCUCACAGCGGCAGUGGAGGGGUGCCCGGGGGCGGCGCGGCUGCUGGGCGUGCUGCAGCAGGCCGUCUCCGACCACGGCGGCCACCUCGCCGUGGAGCAGGCCGAUGCCAACGAGCGGGACUUCAAUCGGCGGCUGAGGGAGGAGCAGGACCUGGCCUACCAGCAGUCGCUGGCGGAGGACCAGGAGAGGGAACGCCAGCGCGCUGCCAAGCGCGAGCAGCAGGCAGCGGCAGAGCGCGCUGCGGCCGAGGCAGCCGCCAAGUCCAAGGCGCAGGCGGAUGCGGAGGCGCGCAGGGUGGCGGAUAGGGCAGCGCUGCUGGCGGCGCGGCGAGCGACCAAUCGCGCGUCGCUCAAGCCGGAGCCCGCGGCUGGCACGCCUGCUACAACAGCCCUGCGCGUGCGGCUGCCCGACGGCUCCAACCACUUGCACAGAUUUUCGUCGUCCGCCGCUCUCCAGGAUGUGUGGGACUGGGUGGGCUCGUUCGAGGAGCUGGAUGCUGUCAAGUUCCACCUGGCAGCUUCUUUCCCUCGCCAGGUCUUCAGUGGACCAUCUCUGGCCAAGUCCCUGUCUGAGCUGGGGCUGUCACCCCAGGCUGCCCUGCUAGUUCAGGUUGACGACGAGGAAUGA
This is a messenger RNA of Coccomyxa subellipsoidea C-169, 1110 nucleotides long. RefSeq names its product UBX-domain-containing protein. Gene Ontology annotation, cellular component: endoplasmic reticulum. The transcript is spliced from 7 exons. Gene Ontology annotation, molecular function: ubiquitin binding. The coding region runs from base 1 to 1110 and encodes 369 amino acids. NCBI's taxonomy places the organism in Eukaryota, Viridiplantae, Chlorophyta, Trebouxiophyceae, Coccomyxaceae. The record is from RefSeq and is a predicted model, not a curated record.